Pyrgilauda ruficollis (rufous-necked snowfinch) is the source of this 2766-nucleotide messenger RNA. RefSeq names its product histone deacetylase 11 (gene HDAC11). NCBI's taxonomy places the organism in Eukaryota, Metazoa, Chordata, Aves, Passeriformes, Passeridae. The record is from RefSeq and is a predicted model, not a curated record. The coding region runs from base 36 to 1106 and encodes 356 amino acids. The transcript has 10 exons. Gene Ontology annotation, molecular function: histone deacetylase activity.
CCGUCCCUUCCCUGCGCGGCCCGGCGGAGGCGGGGAUGCCUCACAGGACGGAGCUGUAUGAGGAGCCCCCACUGGGAUGCUGGCCCAUUGUGUAUUCCCCAGACUACAACAUCACCUUCAUGGGACUUGAGAAGCUGCACCCCUUCGAUGCAGGGAAAUGGGGGAAAGUCAUCAAUUUCUUGAAAGAAGAAAAACUAAUUGCAGACGACUUGAUUGUGCAGGCACGGGAGGCGACUGAUGAAGAUCUCUUGGUUGUUCACACCAGGCGCUACCUUAAUAAAUUAAAGUGGUCAUUUGUUGUGGCUACAAUCACAGAAAUUCCUCCGGUUGCCUUUCUUCCCAAUUUUGUUGUUCAGAGAAAAGUUCUGAAACCUCUACGAACCCAGACAGGAGGAACAAUAAUGGCAGGAAAGCUUGCUGUGGAUAGAGGCUGGGCCAUCAACGUGGGGGGUGGUUUCCAUCAUUGCUCCAGUGACAAAGGGGGAGGAUUUUGUGCAUAUGCUGACAUCACACUGGCCAUCAAGUUCUUAUUUGAGAGAGUACAAGGAGUGUCUAGAGCCACAAUUAUUGAUCUGGAUGCCCAUCAGGGAAAUGGCCAUGAGAGGGACUUUAUGGAUGAUCCUCGGGUUUAUAUUAUGGAUGCAUACAAUAGAUAUAUUUACCCAGGUGAUGGUUUUGCUAAACGUGCCAUAAAACGCAAAGUGGAACUGGAGUGGGGCACAGAGGACACCGAGUACCUGCAGAAGGUGCAGACCCACGUGGAGGGAGCCCUGAAUGAAUUCAAGCCUGACAUCGUUGUUUACAAUGCUGGCACUGAUAUUCUGGACGGGGAUCCCCUGGGAGGCCUGGCCAUUUCCCCCCAGGGCAUUGUGAAGAGGGACGAGGUGGUGUUCAGGGCUGCCAGGAGCCGCGGGGUCCCCGUGCUGAUGGUGACAUCCGGGGGGUACCAGAAGAGGACGGCGCGCAUCAUCGCCGACUCCAUCCUCAACCUGCACAGCCUGGGGCUCCUGGGCAGGCAGCGGCCAGCCUGUGCUCUUGGGAGCCCCAGCCUGGAUCAGAUGGUCAGAGACUCUGCCAAGGACUUCAGCAACUUGUCACUGCAGUGACAGGUCACUCAGUGUUGGUCACAUAACCCAGCAGCAAUACGGAGUAACUCUGUCUAAUUGCUGAAUUUAUCUUGAGCUAAGGCAACACAUCCUUUUAAACUAAUUGAGAUAUGCACUCAAGGGUACUGUCUUUGUGUCUAAUAUUGCUGUAGAACGCUUAAUUUGCUUCUCUGAUUAAAGAAGUAUGGGUAUGGGGGGGGUAGGGGGUUGGUCUGUUACGUUUGAAGAACUAUGCAGUUGGUAUCCAAAGACUGUCCCAGACCUGUUUCAGAUGGUGUAGCAUGGUCUGGAGUAGGAGGAAUAUGGACUAAAGCUACUGUUUUGUGUUUUUUUUUUUUUUAAUACUGCAUUUUAUUUAUUGCUUUUUAAAUUGAAAUACUUCAUAAAACGAGUUCUGUGCAGACUUCAACUGUCAGUUUAACACUAAAGGGAAGUGCAAUACUGUAAAAGUCAGGGCAGUUUGUUUAUGGCUUUGAAGCCAUAGACAGUUAGAAGGAAUGUUUGUAAAUUCAUAGUUUAUUCCUCUUGUUGAUAGUGACUUAAAUCUUGCUCAUAAACACCUUGUGAAAUAGAAUAUGAAACACCUUUGGCUCUGUAUGCAAAUGAGCCAUAAGGGCUCAUCAUUACCAGUCUGGUGUUCCAAAUGAGCUCUGCAUGUGAAAGGCAGUAGUUCCUAUGCACUGUAACUCACAGACAGAGAAACUACAGUCCAAUGAAAGCUGAUCUUACAGUUCUCAGCAACCCUGCAGAAAAAACUAUGUAGAAAUAUAGGCUGUCUUACUAUUGCCAGCUUGCCAUGUAUAAAACAGUGAGGAGUAGAUUUAAAUUAUUUUUCCCCAGCUAGUGUUGUGUUUUUCACUUGCUCAGAGAUCAAUGGUACUGCUAGUUGCCAUCAUAGUUGGUAAGCAAAUCCUUCAUUUUUCUUGUUCAUCAAGGAAGGCAGUGACAUUUCUACAUUACGAAUGUGCUAACUUUAUAUGGAGCUUUUCGGAGGAUUUGGGAACAAAACAGUGUAUUCAAAGCAAAUUCAGUUGCACUACCUGGGAAGUUUGACUUUGUUCAAGUUGGUAUAUUUUGCAUUAGGUGCUGUUUGUAGCAGUGGGUUGUAAAUGUACUAAACUGUAUAUUUUGCAAGAGCUUUUAUAACUUUCACUGAUUUGUACUACAAGUUUUAUGUUGUGUUUAGGUUGGAACCGUCCUGUGAGGGAGCACCAGGAUUUUCCUUGUAGUAGAGUUGUUGUGUAAGCUAUUUAAGGAAUGUUUAAUUCUAAUACUUACCUCAUUUAGUGGUCAUGUUUAGAUCAUGGAGUUUGUCCAUUGUAGGAAUUGCACAAAUGCUAUAAAUACCUGCUUUAAACCAGAUCCGACCUACUGCACUAAGCUUGAGUUGCUACACUGGGAUUAAAGAACACUUUUUAAAUUUCUUACUAGAAGGACCAUCAGAGUAUGACUAAUAUUGAGAUUUAUUUUUUAUAUACUGUGUGACAUUACUGAAAGAUGUUGUUAUUCUUUCAUAUAAUUUUAAUAAAAUUCUAGAUUACAUUUCUAUGAACUAAACCCCCAUCAUAGCACUAUAUGGUCUUUCCCCAAACAUUUGCUGUCUGUGUUAACAUGUUUCUAUAAUUUCCCCUCAGUGGAGAUUAAAAUUAUGUUGAACAAU